GCAAGCGCUAAACUCCGUGAAGUAAAAAUCUGCGCUAGGACCCUGCGGAUUAGUGCGUAGUCGGGGAGGGAAUGCGCGCACUUAAGGCAGUAACCGAAUUUGAGUGUGACAGGGUGGCAGGCAAAAACCGCUAGAUUUGGGAAAUUAAGGUCGAGUCGGACCCGUCGCACCGUUAUUUCGAUUUAGGCUACCUCCUGGAUUAAAUUAUAUGGAUCUCUUGUGAGCUCAGUCGGACUAUCUACUUUGAAACGUCUUACUUGUUGAACGUUACUAGUUCUGCGCGACAUAUCAUUUGCCAAAUCUGUGAAUUACAUCAAAAGCUGUGGAGAAGUACGGCAAGGCUGUGAGUUGUGCCUGGGCUCUUAUCAAAACCACAGGGAGUAACAGCACACCAGAGCGGCUCUGACUUUUGAUCGUGACAAGUGGGAUAUUCUGAGAUUUGAGAUGACAGAACGUCUUUCUUUUGCGACAAUGUUCAUCUGUCACUGGGGAACACUUUAUUCCAGAGGCAGGACACGAGCACCAAAAGUUUAAUAUGUUUUAUCCAGAACAGAAAAUAGGUAAAAACUCAAAGCGCAUAUUAUCCUUGAACAGUUCUAACGCUACACCGUUGGAAGCGAUGUCUCAAGUAUAACUACAUAUGAGUGGCGAUGUGGAUAAUGUUAACUUUACAGUGAGCUGAAGUUCUCUACGUAUGGACAGUCCAUAGGCUGCAUCUCUGAUCAUUCAAUCAAUUCCACACAGCACUUUUUCUCUUUUCAAAGGAAUAACUAACAAUUGCCAUAUUUGGAAACGCAUGCACAUUCUCAUUGUUUUGACAAUUUGCACGCAAUCUGCCCUGUUUCUUGUCAACCGUCAAGGAGCUUCGUUUUGGUGAAAUGGGCUGAUUCGGGCGACACUGAGGCGAGAAUGAUGGGGACAAUGUCGGCAACCAGCUUUAGCAUCCCGUUAUGGGGGCGUCUGCUGGUAGUUCUGGUGUGCUUGACAGCUACGGAGUCAAGACUAUCAGACGCCUGUCCUGGACUUCUAACCAGCGGCUGUAGUUGCAUAGACGAGCGCAUAAAGGCUCAUACCGCGCCGGGUGUCCGGAAAAGAGUGAGUUGCAGCAGCGACGAACUCACAGAAACUCCAGAAGCCAGUCUCCUCCCCAACCGAACCGUUACGCUGAUGUUGAGCAACAACCGCAUCAGGGUCCUGCGAAAUGGAUCUUUCAGUGGACUCUCCAUCCUGGAGAAACUAGACCUCAGGAACAACCUCAUCAGUACCAUCAUGCCCGGAGCCUUCCUGAGUCUCUCAGCACUGAAGAAGCUGGACCUGUCCAACAACCGCAUCGGCUGCCUGACACCAGACAUGUUCCAGGGCCUAUCCAACCUCACGAAACUAAACCUCUCAGGCAACAUCUUCUCGUCUUUCGACCCGAACGUCUUUCAGGAGCUCCCUUCGCUAAAGCUGGUGAACUUUAACUCGGAGUUCCUCACCUGUGACUGCGGCCUGCGCUGGGUGCCGGGCUUCUUCCGCACGAGCACGGCGCGGCUUGGGGACGACACCCUCUGUGCCUAUCCGAAGAGUCUCCACGGCAAGCCUCUACGCGGACUGAGAGAGAGUCAUCUGAGUUGUGACGGGCCUCUGGAGCUGCACACGCUGUCCCUGCUGCCCUCGCUGAGGCAGGUGGUGUUCAAAGGGGACCGAUUGCCCUUCCACUGCACCGCCGCCCUGGUGGACAAACUCACGGCCCUGCACUGGAGCCACAACGGCCAGCCUGUCAUCAACGAGCCCGAGCAGGGAAUUCACCUGGAGAACAGCGAGAUGCACGACUGCACCUUCAUCACCAGCGAGCUCAUCCUGUCCAACAUGGACGUAGAUGCCAGCGGGGAGUGGGAGUGCGUGGUGUCGACGGGCCGUGGCAACGCCUCCCGGAGCGUGGAGAUCGUGGUGCUGGAGAACAGCGCCUCUUUCUGCCCCGAGGAGAGAGUCGCCAACAACAGAGGGGAGUUCAGAUGGCCCAGAACACUGGCUGGCAUCACAUCGUACCUGCCCUGCCACCCUCUCCGAUACCCCUCCCUGGCCAUCGGGGAGGAGCAGAGGGCGUCACGCUACUGCGAUCGCUUGGGGCACUGGGAGGAAGGGAACUACACCCAGUGCCACUACACUAAUGACAUCACCAGAGUGCUGCAUACUUUCAUACAGAUGCCCAUCAACGCCUCAAACGCAGUGACACUGGCUCACCAGGUGUGCUCCUACACACUGGAGGCUGCUGCCUUCACAGAUACCGUAGAUGUACGCUACGUGGCUCAGAUGAUGCAGAAAUUCAUGGACUACAUCCGGCAGCAGAGAGAGCUCUCCGAGGUGCUUGUGGAGAUGGGCAGUAACUUGAUGCAGGUGGAUGAUCAGAUCCUGUCCCGUGCCCAGCGAGAGGAGAGGGUCUGCAGCUCCAUCGUCCACUCCCUGGAGACUCUGGCCUGGCCUCAGCUCCACUCCGGCUCCCAGGAUCUCUUACUGGUCUCACGUAAUAUCGUGAUGUUGGCUCACCUCAUUCGUCCGGCGCAGUUCACGGGCAUGAGCUGCACAGCCUAUCAGAGGAGAGAGGGGUCAGGGGUCAACGGCCCGGACGUUCAGGAGUCACCUCACGAGCAGCAGCUUCGCUUCCGCUGCAUGGCAGGAGCUCACAACAACUCUCUCAACAACUUCCCCCUGAAGAAUUCUUUGGCCUUGGCCUCCGUCUCCCUCCCCGCCUCCUUGUUUCCUCCGGACGCUCCUGCAGACUGUAAACUGCAGUUUGUGGCAUUCCGUACCGGAAGGUUCUUUCCCUUUAUGGGGAACUCCAGCAGCAGCCUGGUGGACAUUUCCCGUCGCCGUGGCGUCAACACGCCAGUCAUCUUUGUUGGACUCGAUGGCUGCAGCAUGUGGAACCACUCAGACCCCAUCACUGUGUCACUGCGCCAUCUGUCUCUGGGCAGUGACCCCAUCGCUGCCCACUGGAACCUGGAGAAACAGGGAGGCUGGAGCCAAGAUGGCUGCCAGCUAGUCCACUCCGAUGCCACCACCUCUACCCUGCACUGCUCGCUGCCUAGCAACUAUGCUGUGCUGCAGGAUGUCCCAGACUUCCCGGGUCCCUCCCCUGUGCCCGUAGAUGUGCUUCAUCCAGUGGUGUACACCUGCACUGCUGUCCUGCUCCUCGGCCUCUUCACCAUCAUCAUCACCUACAUUUUACACCACAGCUCUGUUCGAGUCUCCAGAAAAUGCUGGCACACAAUCCUCAAUACCUGCUUCCAUAUUGCCAUGACGACAGCAGUCUUUGCAGGAGGCAUCACCCUCACAAGCUAUCCCAUAGUGUGCCAAGCGGUGGGCAUUGCUUUGCACUACUCCUCCUUGUCCACCCUGCUCUGGAUCGGGGUCAAUGCCAGGGUCAUCUACAAAGAGGCUGUGCUGCGAUUGCCACGGCAACCGGAGGGAGAGGUCGCGGCGGUGCCCACACAGAGGCCCAUGCUCAGGUUCUAUUUAAUAGCUGGCGGAGUUCCUCUCAUCAUCUGUGGCAUUACGGCCGCGGUCAACAUGAACAACUAUGGGGAGAACAGCCCUUACUGCUGGUUGGUGUGGCGGCCAAGUUUGGGGGCGUUCUUUGUCCCCGCCGGCCUGGUGGUGCUGGUGACCUGGAUCUACUUCCUGUGCACCAUCUUUCGCCUGAGGCGCCGGAGCUCCGAGAGCACCAAGGAGCUGGCGGCCUCCUCCGUCUCCUCGCCGCCGCCGCCGCCCGAGAGCCAGCCGGCCCUGGGCGGCAGCGCCAGUCUGCACUCCACAGACUCCGGCGUGCACGCCGGGCUGCCGCCGGUGGAGGACCAGUACUCCCUGAAGGUGCAGUUCCUGGCGCUGGUGACCACUCACUUCCUGUUCCUGGCGCUGUGGUGCUGUGGAGCCAUGGCCAUGUGGCAGACGGGCCGAGAGAGCCUGCUCUUCAGCUGCCUGUACGCCGUGGCCGUCACCGCGCUGGGCUUGUUCCUGGUGGUGCACCACUGCCUGAGGCGGCUGGACGUGCAGGCCGCCUGGCUCGGCUGCUGCCCGGCGUACCGGCGCUCCCAGCCCAUGCGGGCCUACACGCACUCCUGUGCCGCCGGGCCGGGGAACCAGAGCGCCUCCGAGCGGGGCUCGCAGCUCUACGUGGGCUGCGUCGCUCCCGGAGAGGCCAACAACUGCUCGUCGGCCAGGUCCUCCUCCACCCCCAGCGGAACCAGCAGCGUCGGGCCUGGGCCUGGGCCCUGCAAGCUCACCAACCUGCUCCAGGUGACGCAGGAGAACGGCAACAACACCGCCCGGGUGCCCACCACCGUCGCCAACACCAACACCAACACCAGCACCAGCACGGAGCACAACGGCAAGCCAAAGAACAAUGCGCUGCCCAGUCUCAUCUCAGCAGCCCCGGUGCAGCCGCAGAGGAGGAAGACCAGCAGCAGAACUAAAACAGGCGGCGCUCAGUACCACCACCGCGGGGAGGGCAGGGGCCACUACCGCCUCAAAGCCCUGAGAGGGGGGGCUGGCGGGGGCAGCGUGGGCGCCCUGGGCCCCCCGGGGGUGGAGCAGCUCGGCCCGUCCCAGGCGGGCCACAACAAGCAGGCGUCCAGCGAGAACGGUAGCCUGCGCAACCACAGCCACUCGGAGAGCCAGACGGGCCAGACGCUGACCAACGGUCGGCACGGCGGCGACGCUCUGGCCACCAGCCCCUCCGAGGGCAGCGACGGGGGCAGCAGCGGCUGCCGGAAGCCCUUCCCUCUGCUGCCGUCCGUGGCCAGCCGCAUGGCCGCGCAACACGGAGCCCAGAGGCGGUGCGCCAGCCGGGACAACCUCAAACUGGCGGCGGCCGCCGAGAGGGAGGCCAAGCGCUGCUCCUUCCCACUCAACACAGCCAUGGGGACGGGCACGGGGACGGGCACGGGCACGGGCACAGGGACGGGGACGGGCAUGGGCACGGGCACGGGGACGGUCAACGCCACGCCAGGGCCUAUCACUAAUGCUCCCAACGGGACCCUUAAGAACUCCGUGACGGAGCCGGACACGAGUGGCACAGACCACUCCCAGGGUUCCGUGGGCAUGAGGAGUGGCGUGUGGAAGAGCGAGACCACUGUGUGAUCCAUCAGACAUCCAUCCAAAAUACAAAAAACACGCACCUUUUGUCAAUUUCAGCUUGCUUACCCAUCCCUUGUGAUACUCGUGUACUUCAAAUACUGAGCUGAAGGUCGCAUAAAUCAAACAUGGGGGAAGAAUAUAUAGUUCAUGUCAACAGUCUUUGCUUCCUGGUCGGUUAGUUUUGUUGCAGCUGUGGAUCACACAAUAUGGCAUACGAUUUGUGUUUGAGGUUUGAUGUUUUGCUAUGAAAUAUGCAAAAGUAUAUGUUUGUUUGUUUUUAUAUCAAGGUAUUCCACCAUAGAUAACAAUACAAAAGUUACAAGCUAAGGAUUUUUUUUUUUUUUUUAAAGAAGCAAUUGUACCCUUAGCUGUAUGUCUGUAAGCUUAGAGUUUAUUUCUUUUCUCUGAAUGCUUCACUCUAUGCAUAAGAAAGAGAGCAUGGAAAUGGAAUCAAAGAUAGCCCAUUUUGCUAUGAGCAUCUCCUCUGUGAAGGACAUUUUCUCUUGUAUUUGUGCGUGCAAGCAUGCUGACAUGUUUAUGAAAAAUAUUUGUGUGUGUGUACAUGUGUGUAUGUGUGCAUGUUUGCGCUCUUGGCUGUGUGUGUGUGUGU
Molecule: messenger RNA, 5728 nt
Organism: Clupea harengus (Atlantic herring)
Lineage: Eukaryota; Metazoa; Chordata; Actinopteri; Clupeiformes; Clupeidae
Gene: adgra2
Product: adhesion G protein-coupled receptor A2
Biological process (GO): central nervous system development; sprouting angiogenesis; positive regulation of canonical Wnt signaling pathway
Cellular component (GO): plasma membrane; Wnt signalosome
Molecular function (GO): protein binding; G protein-coupled receptor activity
Source: RefSeq, a predicted model, not a curated record